Dermatophagoides farinae (American house dust mite) is the source of this 727-nucleotide messenger RNA. RefSeq names its product ADP-ribosylation factor-like protein 3. The record is from RefSeq and is a predicted model, not a curated record. Gene Ontology annotation, molecular function: GTPase activity; GTP binding. NCBI's taxonomy places the organism in Eukaryota, Metazoa, Arthropoda, Arachnida, Sarcoptiformes, Pyroglyphidae.
CAACAACAACAACAACAAUGAAUUCACAUAUAGAUAUGAUCUAUCUAUCUUUUGACAGUGAGUGUGGAACAAAUAAAAAAAAAUACUCAUACAUCAUCACCGAAUUCAGAUCAAAUAGGAAAAAAUAAUGGGUCUACUUUCAUUGUUGAAAAAAUUCAAAUCAACAUCGAAUCCUGAAUUAAGAAUUUUAUUACUUGGUUUAGAUAAUGCUGGAAAAACGACCAUAUUAAAAAAAUUGGCGUCCGAAGAUGUUACCCAUAUAACACCAACACAGGGUUUUAAUAUCAAAAGUGUACAAUCACCAGGAUUCAAAUUGAAUGUUUGGGAUAUUGGUGGCCAACGUAAGAUACGACCAUAUUGGCGAAAUUAUUUUGAAAAUACCGAUGUUCUGAUAUACGUUAUUGAUAGUGCAGAUAAAAAAAGAUUUGCCGAAACAUCGGUCGAAUUGAAUGAAUUAUUGAAUGAAGAAAAACUAAUGGGUGUUCCAUUAUUGGUAUAUGCAAAUAAACAAGAUUUGAUCAAUGCUGUUAGUGCUAGUGAAUUAGCCGAAGAAUUACAUUUGAUUGCCAUAAGAGAUCGUCCAUGGCAAAUUCAAGCAUGUUCCGGUACAUCAGGUGAAGGUCUUAAAGAUGGAAUCGAUUGGAUCUGUAAGAAUAUAAAUAUGAAAACAUCAAAAUCAUCUUCCGCAUCAUCAUCAGUAUCCAAAUGAAAUUUGAAAAAUUAUAUA